CCAGACGGGCGGUUCCUGUUCCCAGCCGGGCUCUGUUCGCUGCUGCACCGAGUCCAUCGGUCUCCGGAAGCCGCCAGGGGCCCGCGAGCCGCAGGUCUGUGGAAAGCAUUGCUCUGGCACAGGGACUUGCGCUGCCAGCUCACGUGUUGCUGCCUUUGCUCCCAGGAGCCUGCCAUGAAGGUGCCAGUCAGCGUGAUCCGCCUGCCCCGUGGGCCGGAUGGCACAAGCCGUGGCUUUGACCCCAACUCCCCUCGGUACCAGGCUCUGAGCCCCAUCAGCAUCUCCACUAUGGGCUGUGGGAACGAGGCAGAUCUGGAGCGGGAGCAGCAGGCCCGCGUGGCUCUGCGGGAGCGGUACCUGCGCAGCCUGUUUGCCAUGGUUGGCCACACCAUCCAUUUCACAAUGUACGAGAGAGUCAACGUCUCGGCCUUCUUCGACGCCUCCGACAUCGACAUCUUGAACUUCCAGGUGUCCGACCUGCAGACCCCGCUGGGUGUGCACAGGGAGGCGCUGCUCCGCUGCUCGGACAUCAUCUCCUACACCUUCGAGCUGUGACUCUGCCCCCCACCUGUCCUGCUUUCUAAUAAAAACACACUCGGGUA
This is a messenger RNA of Emys orbicularis (European pond turtle), 602 nucleotides long. RefSeq names its product gem nuclear organelle associated protein 7 (gene GEMIN7). The transcript has 2 exons. Bases 175 to 555 code for a protein of 126 amino acids. Gene Ontology annotation, cellular component: SMN-Sm protein complex. The record is from RefSeq and is a predicted model, not a curated record. Gene Ontology annotation, biological process: spliceosomal snRNP assembly. Lineage: Eukaryota; Metazoa; Chordata; Testudines; Emydidae.